AAACAAUUGGCCAUUUGCAAAAGCAGCGGGUGCUCUGAUGAGGCUGGAUUUGCACCACACAACCGAAGAUGAGGUUUUGAACCUGCAUAAGAACACGCCAGCUGCAGAAUCAGCCAAAGGAAAAUAUGCUCAUAUGCUGUUCAAUGAACUGUUUGAAGACUACUCCAAUGCUCUAAGACCAGUGGAAGACACAGAUAAAGUACUGAAUGUCACCCUUCAGAUCACAUUGUCCCAAAUUAAAGACAUGGAUGAAAGGAACCAAAUUUUGUCAGCUUACUUAUGGAUUCGACAAAGCUGGUAUGAUGCAUACCUCAGAUGGGACAAAGAUAAAUAUGAUGGGUUGGAUUCCAUCAGGAUUCCAAGCAAUUUGGUUUGGAGACCAGAUAUUGUCCUAUAUAACAAGGCUGAUGAUGACUUUUCAGAACCAGUAAAUACUAAUGUAGUGCUGAGAUAUGAUGGAAAAAUCACCUGGGAUGCACCUGCCAUCACAAAGAGCUCUUGUGUAGUGGAUGUGUCUUACUUUCCUUUUGACAGCCAGCAGUGCAACCUUACGUUUGGGUCCUGGACCUAUAAUGGCAAUCAGGUAGACAUCAUCAAUUCUCUCGAUAGUGGUGACCUCUCUGACUUCAUAGAAGAUGUGGAAUGGGAGAUUCAUGGUAUGCCAGCAGUUAAGAAUGUUAUCACUUAUGGCUGCUGCUCUGAACCUUAUCCAGAUGUGACCUUCACGUUGAUUUUGAAAAGGAAGUCCUCUUUCUACAUAUUUAAUUUGUUGCUUCCUUGCAUUUUGAUCUCCUUCCUGGCCCCACUGGGAUUCUAUCUCCCUGCAGACUCUGGUGAGAAAGUGUCUCUGGGUGUUACAGUUCUUCUUGCUCUAACUGUGUUCCAGCUGAUGGUUGCAGAGAUCAUGCCCCCAUCUGAAAAUGUUCCUUUGAUAGGAAAGUACUACAUAGCAACUAUGACCAUGAUCACAGCUUCCACUGCAUUGACAAUCAUUAUAAUGAAUCUCCAUCAUUGUGGCUCAGAAGCAAAGCCUGUUCCACAGUGGGCCAAAGUGGUUAUUUUGGACUAUAUGUCAAAAAUCUUUUUUGUUUAUGAUGUGGGUGAAAAUUGCACAAGUCCAAAAAGAGAGAAGGAAGAAGAAUAUAGGUUUGAGGGGGAUGAUGGAUGUCAGAGGAGGCACAAAGAGGUAAGGAGUUCUCUUUCCACUAGGAAUGAUGAGUGCAAUCUCAAGGAAAAGCUCAAUGGAAACUGGAAUAAAAGCUAUGGGGUAAAUGGUGAAAAUGUUAAGGAGACUGUUAAUUGCUGUUCUUGUUACAAAACGCUGAUUAAAAAUAUUGAGUAUAUUGCUAAUUGUGUUAGAGACCAUAAAGCAAACCGGGCCAAAGGAAUUGAGUGGAAAAAAGUUGCAAAAGUGAUGGACAGGUUUUUCAUGUGGAUUUUCUUUAUCAUGGUGUUUUUUAUGAGUGUGCUGAUCAUUGGAAAAGCUGCUUAACUGAAAAUGAAUAUGUUCCUUUUGUAAAUCUGAAUAGUCUAUGUUUGUUUGUUUAGGAGGAGUUCUGUGUUUAGGGGUGCUUUUGAGAUCAUUGCCUUGAAUUCUGUAACAAUAAACGAAUUGAUUCUGUAGGCUGUGACAGUGACAGUGAGUUGAGACAUUGCAUAACUGAGGACUUUGCUGGUGACUGUCCUUGCCUUUUAGUUUGGGUGUGCUGAGGAGGCUGCAGGAUGAGCAGUCAGUGUUCUGCCAUGGUGGGUGGUGGCCAUGACUUCAGGCUGUCUGGGCCAGAGCAUUGCAGCAGUGGAGCAGACAGGCUAGCAGGGAAUUGUGUAUUCACAGGGCUGUAUCUCUGUAAUUUGAUCAGCCCUUUCACUCUUCCAGAGGAAAAAGAAAGUGUAUUUGUGACAUGAUGACAUUUUCUGGAGAUCAUCCCUUCAUGGCAUUGCCCUUUUCCCUUUUAUUUUAGCUUGACUUGAAAACUUACGGUUUUUGUUACAGCUCACUGAUCACUGUUCCUAUCAUUUCAUAGGCUCUACAUGUCUAUAUGCCUUUAGCUUUUAAUAUGGUUGAGCUUACUG
Molecule: messenger RNA, 2073 nt
Organism: Poecile atricapillus (Black-capped chickadee)
Lineage: Eukaryota; Metazoa; Chordata; Aves; Passeriformes; Paridae
Gene: CHRNA9
Product: cholinergic receptor nicotinic alpha 9 subunit
Exons: 5
Coding region: 38-1492 (484 amino acids)
Biological process (GO): monoatomic ion transmembrane transport; regulation of membrane potential; chemical synaptic transmission
Cellular component (GO): synapse; neuron projection; postsynaptic membrane
Molecular function (GO): acetylcholine-gated monoatomic cation-selective channel activity; transmembrane signaling receptor activity
Source: RefSeq, a predicted model, not a curated record